UACUCAAUUCCCAAAAUCACAGCAACAAGGGAGGAAAAUAAAAGAAAAAUGGCAGUAACGUUAUUUGAAGCCAUUUGGGCCCAAGUUAGACACAACCUUACCCUUACAGACGUGGCCUUCGCCAUGCUGCUCCUCUUCUUCACCAGAGUAGCUAUUCAGCGAUUAACCACAAAGGGCCCGAUGCUGUGGCCCAUACUCGGCAUCAUCCCUACUUUCUUCGUCCACCGCGACAACGCCUACGACUGGGUGGCCGACUCCACCGCCCGCUGCGGCGGCACCUUCCCCUACCGCGGCAUGUGGCUCGGCCGCAGCAAUGGCAUCGUGACCGCCGACCCGGCCAUCGUCGAGCACAUCCUCAAGACGCGCUUUGCCAAUUUCCCCAAGGGACGGUACUAUCAGGAACGAUUUGCCGAUUUCCUAGGCGAAGGCAUCUUCAACGCAGAUGGCCGGCUGUGGAGGGAGCAGCGCCGCGCCGCCACCGCCGAGAUGCACUCGGCGCGGUUCACUUCGUACUCCGCCGGCACGGUCACGGACCUCCUCCGCCGCAAGCUGCUGCCGCUGCUCGACGAGCUAUCGGCUGCCGCCGCCGCCGCCGACCUCCAGAACAUCCUCCUCCGCUUCACCUUCGACAACAUCUGCACCGCCGCGUUCGGCGUCGACCCCGGGUGCCUCGGCACCCGCGAAUUGCCGGACGUUCCCUUCGCCCGGGCCUUCGAGGAGGCGACGGAGCUCUCACUCUUCCGGUUCAUCGUGCCGCCGUUCAUCUGGAAGCCGAUGCGCCUCCUCAACGUCGGAACGGAGAGGCGGCUCAAGACGGCAAUUCAGACUGUCCACGCGUUCGCGGAAAAAACCGUGUCGGACCGCCGGACGGAGCUCCAGAAGCUGGGCAGUCUGGACGAGCGGUCGGACCUUCUCUCAAGGUUGAUGAACGCCGACAGCACGUCCGUCAGUUUUUCCGACAAGCUGCUGAAGGACUUCUGCAUCAGCCUCAUCCUCGCCGGCCGCGACACCAGCUCCGUCGCGCUCGUCUGGUUCUUCUGGCUCCUGCACCGCCACCCGCACGUCGAAACCCGCAUCGUCGACGAGAUCACCCGCAUCGUGAAAAAAAGAUACUGCUGCGACUCCGACGACAUUGUAUUCACCGUUGACGAGGUAAAGAAGAUGGAGUACCUGCAUGCGGCGUUAUCGGAGUCGCUGCGGCUGUACCCGUCGGUGCCGAUCGACUUCAAGGAGGCGGCGGAGGACGACAUGUUACCAGGGGGGACUGCGGUGCGGAAGGGGUGGAGAGUGAUAUAUUCGAUGUAUUCGAUGGGGCGGGCGGAGGCGGUGUGGGGGAGGGAUUGCCGGGAAUUCCGGCCGGAGCGGUGGAUGAGCGCGUCGGCAGAGGAGGGGGGGUUGUUCGUCGGCGAGAGCCCGUUCAAGUACGCGGUGUUCAACGCCGGGCCGAGGUUGUGCGUCGGGAAGCGGUUUGCGUACGUGCAGAUGAAGAUGGUGGCGGCGGCGGUGCUGCGGCGGUACCGCGUGGUGGUGGCCGAGGGGCAGGUGGUGGCGCCCAAGUUGACCACCACCUUGUACAUGAGGAAUGGACUCACGGUCACCUUCAAAAGAAGAGAGAUAUACUGAAAAAGAUAUUUUAUCAGAGGCAAUUGAGUUAGACGCACUUCUUAUUAUUUUAAAAUAGAAUUUAAUUUAUAUAUAUAGUGUUUAUAUUAUUGAAAAGCAAAAAAAAAAAAAAAAAAAAUCUCUCAUUAAGUUGCCUCCGAAAUUAAAAGUUUUAUUUUUCUUCUUUAAUCAGAAUAAUAGGUUUGUGGUGGUGUUGUGGGAAAAAUAACUGUGAAAUUAAAUCAAAAGCAAGGGCCCGCUAUUGUAGCACGUACACCAUGCAAUAGUACUAGUGUGGGUGUUUUAUUCUUGGUUUUUUGUGUUUUGCUUGUUGAAGAGACUAUACGAUAGUUAAUGGAUAUGUAUUGUUAUACGUACGUAUUGGUACCGUUGUAAUAUAUCUGCUGAGAAUUAAUGCAACAGUUAACGUUGUAUGGUCGACAUGUA
This is a messenger RNA of Ananas comosus (pineapple), 2049 nucleotides long. RefSeq names its product cytochrome P450 86B1-like. The transcript has 3 exons. The coding region runs from base 49 to 1623 and encodes 524 amino acids. The record is from RefSeq and is a predicted model, not a curated record. Gene Ontology annotation, molecular function: heme binding; iron ion binding; oxidoreductase activity, acting on paired donors, with incorporation or reduction of molecular oxygen. Lineage: Eukaryota; Viridiplantae; Streptophyta; Magnoliopsida; Poales; Bromeliaceae.